Abrus precatorius (Indian licorice) is the source of this 1705-nucleotide messenger RNA. Its product is annotated as metal-independent phosphoserine phosphatase. The coding region runs from base 206 to 1129 and encodes 307 amino acids. The record is from RefSeq and is a predicted model, not a curated record. Lineage: Eukaryota; Viridiplantae; Streptophyta; Magnoliopsida; Fabales; Fabaceae. The transcript is spliced from 5 exons.
AAUGACACGCUUGAUCGCAAGAUCUUUCCGAUCCGAUCCGAUCUCCCUCACUAGCCACCAACACGAUAAACAAAAGUGAAAGGUUCUCUUUGCAAUUUGCACUCAUGCCCCUCUUCUUUACACUAAUUCAAUACAUCCCUCAAGAUAUUUUAUUUUCCCAAAAAAGAAAAUAUAUUAUUAUUUGAUUUUAUAAAUUAAAAAAGGAAUGGUAAUGGUAAUAUAUAAUAAGCAAAGCAAAGAAGGAAGCUCCCUUGAGAAGGAAGCAGAAAUGUCGAAGGUGACAAAGAACAGAUACUGGGUUUUGAGGCAUGGCAAGAGCAUUCCCAACGAGCGAGGCCUCAUCGUUUCUUCCAUGGAAAACGGGACGCGUGCCGAAUUCCAACUGGCCUCCGACGGCGUCAAUCAGGCACAACUCGCUGCACAAUCAUUCCAAAAGGUGCCACUAACCACCUCCAUCACAUUUCGCUACAUGCAUGCUCUUUCGCUUUCACUACAUACACUGGACUGUGGAGUUUUAUGCCGUUCAAUAAAUGGGGAGCUUCCCUUCAAAUCACUCCAUUUCAAUUUCAAUUUCUUCUCUAUAUGCAUUACGCUAACUCUAUUCUUGAACACCGGACAGGAACUAGAGGCUAAUAAUAUACCGCUUGCUGAUGUACGCAUUUACUACUCUCCAUUCUCAAGAACAAGCCACACAGCCAAAGUUGUUGCAAACGUGGUGAAUCUUCCCUUUGAAGGUCCCCACUGUAAGGUGAUCCGUGAUCUUCGAGAACGCUACUUCGGUCCUUCAUUUGAGCUAAUGUCUCAUGAUAAAUACGAAGAAAUUUGGGAUAUAGAUGAAAAAGAUCCGCUUGUUGGGCCGGAAGGAGGGGAAAGUGUUAAGGAUGUUGCUUCUAGACUUGCAAGAGCAAUGGCCAUUAUGGAAUCAGAAUUUGAAGGAUGUGCAAUUUUGGUCGUCAGCCAUGGGGAUCCCCUGCAAAUAUUGCAAACAAUUCUGCAUGCUGCUAAUCAACACAAGGAACCGGCAACUAAUGAUUUAGCAUCAAUAUUAGAGGCAGUUCAGGUGGCACCUAUCUUGUCCCUGCACCGCAAAUAUGCGCUGCUUACUGGAGAGCUCAGGGAAGUGAUUUGAGAUUUGAGGUCAAUGAAAAGGCGAGGGGUCUUGAACAAAAAAUCAUGUGAGACUCCUUAAUGAUUUCAUUUGAAAGUAUUAGACAGCUCCCCGGUAAUUCUUUAUGAACAGGGAUCUAAAUUUGGUCCCUAUUCCCUUUAAUAUUUUAUUAUCAAAUCCAAAACUUUCUGGAUUUUUUAACAAAUAUUUUGCAAGGAGAUGGUGACCUUUUUUGGGGGGAAAAUUACUGUUUAUCAUAUCUUGUGUACGUAAGGGAUGAUUUAAAUGCCCAACAAGUGACAACUAUAGCAUAUUUGGAUUUGCGGUGGAUAGGCAUACGCACGUCAAUAGAGUAGACACUACACUUAGUUGUGUUGAACUAAAGUACUGUAAAUGCCUAUCCACACAUGCAUUUAAUGAAAAUUAGUUUCAGCGAACAAAAAAUUCACGAGCUACAUUCAUUAAUCAAGGGAAAUUUCCUUGGUUGAACCUAAAAUGUUCCUCUAAACGUUGGUGAGCACAUAAAACCACUGUUAACACUCUUCAUUAAAGAAAAUGAGAGUCAGAAUAUAUCAUGAGAAUGUUGGGUUUGACAAG